This is a messenger RNA of Nymphaea colorata (pocket water lily), 3122 nucleotides long. Its product is annotated as probable inactive leucine-rich repeat receptor-like protein kinase At3g03770. Gene Ontology annotation, molecular function: protein kinase activity; receptor serine/threonine kinase binding; ATP binding. The transcript is spliced from 8 exons. The coding region runs from base 506 to 2674 and encodes 722 amino acids. NCBI's taxonomy places the organism in Eukaryota, Viridiplantae, Streptophyta, Magnoliopsida, Nymphaeales, Nymphaeaceae. Gene Ontology annotation, biological process: protein phosphorylation. The record is from RefSeq and is a predicted model, not a curated record.
CAUCACUCUCCCAGGCGAUUAAUUGGACGCGCCAAGCUCAAGAGGAGAGAGUCUCUUGCUUCUGUCUUUAAUGGCGGGAGAGGAAGCAGCAGCUGCUUUUUCCUGAAGAUCGCGCUCGUUCUCUGCUGUACGGCAUUGAGCCUCUUCGUCUCCGAGGACCGACUCUAGUUCGGCUUUUAAUAGGAACCAUGUGAGACCUGAUGCCAGGAUUCCUUCCUUUCAUCUUCCAUUCAGCAAUCAAGUCCAGCUGGGCAGGUCAUCAACUUAUGGAGAUGCUUUGACUGGGAUUUUCUUGUUAAGGCUGUGGAAUCUCGAUUAUCGUCAGCUCUAGUCGUCCUGGAGUGGAAUCAGGCAUUCUGGUCUUGUAAUGUUAAAUCGAACUUACCGAGAAAAAUGCUGAGUCUGAAGAUUUGGUAGAGUUGGUUGUAGCCUCGGUUGCGUGGUGAUUAAACGACUGCAUUUUAGAGAACAAAGGUUUCACCAACAGUGGCUUCGCAGGGCAGAAAUGGGAAGAAACAUCACCUGCUUUUCUUUUUCAGAAUUUGCUUUGGUCUUUGCUGUUCUUGCCGUGCUUCUGUUUCCAUCUUCCAAUGGGCAAUUACAGUACUCUGAGGUGCAAACCCUCUUCACUGUUCAGAGGAUUUUGGAGUACCCAUCAGCGUUGAGUGGUUGGAGCAAUCGGUCAAACUUUUGUAGUGAUUUUCAAAGUUCAUCUUUGACUAUUGUCUGCUCCGGAGCUUCAGUAACUGAAUUGAGCAUUGUGGGAAACAAAGGAGCUUCUUCUGGCUCAAAGUUACUGCAAAACUUCUCAGUUUCUUAUCAAACAUUGUCUUCUGAGUUCUCAAUUGAUUCUCUUUUUGCUACACUUUCUCAGCUUCCAAGUUUGAAGUCACUGUCACUUGUUUCACUUGGUUUAUGGGGCACCUUACCCACAAGGAUCAGCCUUUUGUUAUCACUUCAAGUGCUGAAUGUGAGCUCAAACUUCCUUUAUGGAUACAUCCCAAUGCGAGUUUCUUUGCUGAGAAGUCUACAAACUCUUGCUUUAGACAACAAUAUGUUCUAUGGGCAUAUUCCAAGAUGGGUUAACUCCCUCAAUUCACUUUCUGUUUUGAAUUUGGGCAAUAACGCGUUGAAUGGUUCACUUCCAUCAACGUUGGGGACUUCAAAGAACCUGAAAGUGUUGAUUCUUUCAAGGAAUCGUCUCUCUGGAGGUGUGCCAAAUCUAAGUGGCCUAGUUAAUCUCGAAGUUCUGGAUUUGGGUGAUAAUCUUCUUGGUCCUAAAUUCCCUGCUUUAGGAAACAAUUUGGUCAAACUUUCAUUGCAGAGGAACCUGUUUACAUACAACAUUCCCUCUCAACUUGCAUCAUUUGAUCGAUUGGAGUCAUUUGAUAUUUCACUCAAUAGAUUUGUUGGGCCAAUUUUGCUGCCAUUGUUUUCUUUACCGUCAAUUCAAUAUCUGAACUUGAGCGGAAAUAAGCUUACUGGUCUACUUCCUGUGCACAUGAAAUGCAAUGCCAAACUUCAAUUUGUUGAUAUAUCUAACAAUCUUUUGACCGGAGUAUUACCCACCUGUCUCCGGAACAGUUCAUCCACGACAGUCUCAUACUCAGGGAAUUGUCUAAAUAACACCUCUAAAUAUCAGCAUCAGUAUUCUUUCUGCAGCAAUCCGGCUUUGGCUGCAAUUCCACCUCCGCUCAAAAAGAAAACAUCAAGCAACAAAUUGAUACUUCUACUGGGUGUUGCUGGAGGCAUUGUGGCAGGUGCAGUCAUAAUAGGUUUCCUGAUGCUUGUGCUGUUUAGAAAAUGUAAGGCCCCUAACAGUAGGCGACAGAAAACUAAAGUUAUUACUGCUUCAGCAGGAUUCCCUCCAAGAUUAUUGUCAAAUUCUAAAUACAUAUCCCACACUAUGAGGUUGGGUCCUCUUGGUCUGCCACCUUAUCGGACUUUCACCCUUGAGGAGAUUGAAGAAGCAACAGACAACUUUGAUAAGUCAAAUCUUAUGGGCGAAGGAUCUCAGGGUCAGAUUUACAGAGGCAGACUUGGCAAUGGCUCGUUGGUAGCUGUGAGAAGCUUUAGAUUAAAGGAGAAGCACACACUAGAAAGCUUAAUGCAAUACAUAGAACCUCUCACCAAACUAAGGCAUCGUCACUUGGUCAGCAUCCUUGGUCAUUGCAUCGUCUGUUAUAUGGAUAGCCAGAAUGUGGAGAUGGUGUAUCUCAUCUUUGAGUUUAUAUCAAAUGGAUCACUAAGUAGCCUUAUCUAUGAUGGGAGACAAGGAGACAUGCUGAGAUGGCCAGAAAGAGUAGGAAUCGCAAUGGGUAUUGCAAGGGGUGUCAAGUUCUUGCACACAGGAGUCGUACCUGGAGUUUUUGGUAACGAUUUGAAGGCUGAAAACAUUCUUUUAGACCAUAAUCUCACGCCGAAAAUUAGUAAAUAUAACUUGCCCAUGCCAUCAAAGAGUAUGGCUGUUAAGGUAGGUUCAGGUCCUCUGAAUGUAUCAGAAGCGGCUCUUCAACCAGCCAGCAUUGAACAAGGAGAGAAAUCAGAUAUCUACGGGUUGGGCAUUGUUAUGUUGGAGCUUAUUAUUGGCAGGCAUAUUAGUACACAAAGUGAACUGGAUGCAUUGAAAAAUCAGUGGAAUCAGAAAACACAAAAUAGCCCCAUGGAAGCAUAAUGUGUGCGCAUGAGUUUGCCCAUGAGAGAGAGGCGGUUUGAAUCUUGAUACGGUGCGGUGGCUUGCAGUCUUUUUUCGUGUGAACCUGCUCACCAAAUCUCACAUCAACUGGAGGGUUAUUCACAAUUUCCGUGCGAAAAAUAUUUAAGCACUUCCAAAAAACAUAGGAUUUACUCCUGAGAUGAUGAAAUCCAAUUCACAAGGCAAACGGGUGGAGUUCACUGAAAAUGGUGUAAAUAUCAUGUUUGACUCAAGUUUAGCACAUGAAAUAAUUGAAAGUGUUCAAAUGAUCCAAGGACUAGCUUCAUCUUCUGCAGCUUGGAUUGACGUAUUGAACCAUAAGUUGUGGUGGUAGACAGCAGAAAAACCAACCUAUUUAAUGACUUAUAACUUCGGAAUACUAAGUUAACUUGACAUUUUGAACUUGUGAUUGAUGUUGUUUCCAUGG